AUGACGAUCCUCUACGGCCUCCCCGACGACAUCUCUACUACUAGUAAGCCAAGCGCGGAAUGGAUUGAGUUCAUCAAGACGGCGAAGCCAGAAGCGGCAGGCGGCGGCGGCGGUAUUGUCGAGGCGCGUAUGGAGAGAAAUAGACAGCUGGAGCUCUAUCUUGCCUCGAAUCCAGAGUAUAUGGCUGAAACAACCGUCCAAGUAACCGACACAACCUACCCCAGCGCCACCGGCGCCCCCCUCCCCGCGCGCAUCUACACCCCCGCCCCCACCCCCACCUCCGCCUCCACUGCCCCCACCGCCACCGCCACCCCGCUCCCCGCCAUGCUCUGGUUCCACGGCGGCGGCUUCGCCAUCGGCAGCCAACUCGCCGACGACGAAGCCCUCCGCCACAUCAGCCACCACUCGCACAUCACCAUCAUCUCCGCCAGCUACCGGCUCGCACCCGAGCACCCAUUCCCGGCCGGCCCCGACGACGCCUGGGCCGCCGCGCGCUGGGCUACUACCACAAUCCCACAUAGCGCCUUCUACGUCGGCGGCGUCUCCUCCGGCGGCAACCUCGCCUGCGUUGUCUCCCGGCGCGCCCGCGACACCCCGGAGGCCGGAGUCAAAGUGGCGGGGCAGCUGCUAGUGUACCCAUGGUUGUGCUCGACGCGGGACCACGGAGGCUUCGUGGCAACGCUGUCAAAGUUUGAGGCGUACAGCGAUAAUGUGAAUGACCCGGUGCUGGCGAAGGGGAAGCUGGGCGUGCUGGAGCAGGUGUAUGGCAGCCCGGACCCGAGGGAUGUGGACUUCUCGCCGCUGUUUGAUCCGAAGGAGCUGAAGGGGUUGCCGAGGGCGGUGGUGUUUGUGGCGGGCGCGGACCUGCUGAGGGAUGAUGGCGUGGCGUAUUGGAAGGGGCUGAGGAGGGAGGAUCCAAAGAGUCCUGAGCUGAGAAUAUGGCCUGGGCUGCCUCAUGCGUUUAAUAGACACAAGGAGCUGAAGACCUCGGGCGAGUACAAAGGUCACUUGAACGAGGGCAUGGAAGAGCUACUGGAUCUCAACAGCCAGACUACUACAACUACUACCGCCUAG
This is a messenger RNA of Morchella importuna, 1074 nucleotides long. RefSeq lists its product as uncharacterized. Lineage: Eukaryota; Fungi; Ascomycota; Pezizomycetes; Pezizales; Morchellaceae. The transcript has 4 exons. Bases 1 to 1074 code for a protein of 357 amino acids. The record is from RefSeq and is a predicted model, not a curated record. Gene Ontology annotation, molecular function: hydrolase activity.